Molecule: messenger RNA, 6596 nt
Organism: Hermetia illucens (black soldier fly)
Lineage: Eukaryota; Metazoa; Arthropoda; Insecta; Diptera; Stratiomyidae
Exons: 14
Coding region: 797-5275 (1492 amino acids)
Biological process (GO): organelle organization
Cellular component (GO): cytoplasm
Source: RefSeq, a predicted model, not a curated record
GAAUGUCGUUCCCUUUGGCUUGUGAGCGUUCAACUGUCAAAACGGAAUUUUGAGGAGCUGAUUUGACAUUUCGUCUCAAUGUUUUGAAGUCACAACAAGAAGGCGAUCGAAAACUGACAUAACGGUCGCCGUCAGACGCAAGCCUGAAACGGGACAAUUGACGAGUCUUGCGGGCGCUGUCAACGUCGAACUGUCGAAAAUUUUCCCGUCUUAACUUGGUGGAUUGAUUGGUUGGGAUGCGUAUAUUGUGGACGGUAUCGCAUUUCUAGAGAGGAAGGGAGUGAGUCGCUUUGGUUGUCUCGAUUUGUGUCUAAUUUGUUGAUUGGUAUCGGAACGUUCUGCAAUGACAUAAUUUCGUUCUGUUUUGCUGUUGGGUGUGUGCAAGGCGUUCCGAAUGUAAUGUGAAAUGUUGAAUAGGGAAUAGCAAAGAAAGUAGAACGAGUCCUUUUUGUGUGGAAGAUAUAAGUGAGGAAGAGGCGCGCGGACGAGUUUUUGUUUAGUGUAUGUCGACGUGCGGUCGUCACCUAAUUAAAUAAUGUGUGGGAAGGAACAAUAUGACAUCAACAUCAUCAUCAGUUUCGCGCUGUGUCCUAAUUUCCGUGGACUCUAAUGGAUUAGUUAAGAGCUAGGGCUCGGCGAAUCGUUUCAUUGUUGAACGCAUUCAAUGGCGAGUGCAAUAAAUAUAUUUUGUUGCGUUUAGUCUCACGGUAACGGUCGGCAGAUUUAAGUGGUACUGAAACAGUAGGGAAGGCGGACGCAGAAGCACUGUGCACCCGAAACCUAGAAGUAUCCCAAGAUGGUAAAAGUGAUAUCAGCAUAUAACUUCCAGCAGCAGAACACCUAUCCUGCUAGCGGCGACAUCGCUGCGAGCUGCUUGAUUGGUCCGAACCGGUUGGCUAUAGCUCAUCGGAAUCAUCUAAUUGAAAUUUUAACAUUGAGCUCUAGUCGCGGUAGAGUUUGCAAAGACCCAGCAAACAGCAGUUCGGAUAGCAGGUUCGCAGCUGGAAAUGGAGAUGGAUGUGAUCGAGUCGAGGACCGCCGGUGCUACAUUGACCAAAAUGAUAACUGUCAACCCACAAAAAUUGCAUUUCCCACAAUUGAUCUGGUGGAGCAGCUUUACUUUUGUGCAGCAGGGAACUACCUUCUCACUCUGGAACACAAAGCGGAUGCUAAGCUGGAUCGAAUCAAACAGCGGACGUUCGUUCGCGCCUAUACUAAUUUCGAUAUCGCUAGUUCAGUAGAUGAUUGUUUCUCUGUCCCGAUACGAGCGCGCAUCGCCUCGAAAACUACCCCGAACGUGACCUGUGGUGACCACAUUGAAGUCAUUGAAAUACCAAUCAGCAACGAAAUACCUGCACCACCUCAUCUGGUGACCUGUUGCCAGACAUCAGGAACCAUUGCUGUAUGCUGUGAACAACAGAUUCAUUUCUAUGAGUGUCGACGUCGGACCAAUGAUGCCAACAAAUUUCAAUUCAUUGAUUUCUUCGAAGCCCCAUUCUACAUCCAGUUGGAUUUCAAACCUUUCAAGAUAUCUUUAAGUGAGCAUGUAAUAUCCUGUAUGGAUGCAUCAACUGUCGCCGCGUUCAAAAUUGUCGAUUUGGGUGACAUAGGUACUGAAGAUGGUACAACGACAAACAGUAUAGAAACAGAUAGCUCAACGAAUCCUACUGGACAGCACAAUCCAUCGCAUCAAUAUAGCUAUGGGAACUAUUUCUCGUCUUCCAAUCAAAGACGCAACAAAACUAUUGACUUCGAAGUUGCAAAGCAAUACAAUCAAGCAAACGGUGUUAAAUUUCAAACUGAUAUUCGCUCGAAUUGGGAUCACGACAGUCACCGGCAGUCCUCAUUCUCCGAAGAUCGGCCGUAUUUGGUUAAUGAUGUGAAGAUCAUGCUGAAAAGUACCAAUGAAAAUAUUUCGUCGAACGAUCGAAUCUUCUACUCAGUACGUUCGCUCGUACAGCUUCGUCUUCAUCAACAAAACGAACUGUCAAACUAUCGGAACACUUCGGAUGGUGGGGUAGGGUGCGGCGUUGCGACAAUACAUGACGAAUUCCGUUGCAUGGCACUGAAACCCAUCUAUUUCAAACUGAACCAAAGUCAGUCACCAAGCGAUCAUCAGCAUCAGAAUAACAUAACGCAUCAUUCCUAUGACUUCGUUGAGAAGGGAUUGAUUGGUGGAGAAGGAGUGGCUGAUAGUAAUGGUGGACAUUUCAUGAAAUCUAGUUACCAUGGAAAUUGUAUUGGCUUCACGCUGUUUAUAUCAACGGUUUCUGAUGGCUAUGUGUAUCAGUUUACGAACCAAGGCAAGUGGUAUACGGAAAAUACAAAAUGUUUAGCUGUCUAUCCGUUCACCUCGCCUGUGGUUGAUGUUAUUAUUGAUAAUUUUGUUGUUCAUGCAAUAACUGAGAAUGGAAUUGAAACGUUUUCCUCACGAAUAGGUCAUAAGUUAUUUUCUAGCUAUUUCGAAUAUCCAAUGAUAACGGAUCCGUAUCCAAAUGAGACGAGUCCUCUUGUCGAUGUGCCAAUUUGUGUUAUGGGUAUUUGUGGCUUUUUUGGUAUUAGGCAUGUUGCAUCCACAUCAAAAAACCUAGUACUUCUAACAACAGAUAAUGAACCGGCUCGAAGCCUUUCAGCUCCUACUUCCAAACGAUCAACAGCAUCAUCUGGAACUCCAGGCGCGGUUUCUACCGGUCGAAGUAGUAAUCUCGUCUCAUCAUUCGCUGGACAUGGAAACAACAACAUCAUUUCCUCAUCAAAUGAAAUUCUAGACUGGACAAUUUAUGAUUUAGAGCUACCAAAACCUGAAGUGCUUGUCGACGAUAUUGUGAAUUUGGCGCGCAUCUACCGUCAAAAUAGUCCCGAGAUUUAUUAUGAACUUAUUGAAGAAGCUCACGUAAUUAUUCGUCUUGCGCGAGAAUUCCUCUCCAUUCCAACUAGCUAUGAUUAUUGUGAUGAUGCUAACGGAAGCAGUGCAACAUCUCCUAUCGAAUCUCAGGACGAAUAUACCAAAAUCUUGAAUGCUUCGUACUUGAAAACGUGCAAAAUGCUAGCAGAUUUCACAAUACAAUCCAAUCGCAAGGAAACCUACUCACAAGCCGUUGCGUAUUACUCAAUGUGCAAACAUUCCAUAAUCGAUAUUUAUACUAGUUACCGGGAAAGCAACAGUUUGGAUAGUACCAACAGUAACUCAACUCACGAUGGACUCAUAUAUACGUUAACCUUGAUGCUCUCUCGUGUGGGAUCCAAUAAAUCCGGGACUGAAUAUCUAACACAAAUUCUUCCAAGCCUAGGACUGACGAACUCUCCUAACGACCGAACCUGUGCCGAGGAACUUUUUGAACUCUUCCUGAAGUAUUCUCCGGAUAAUCUGACGCAUAUUGCCCUUAGCUCGUCAGUCUUCCGUGAAAUUUUAAAUGAUCGUUUCUAUCAAUUGUAUACAAGCUGCAAUUUGGAGCAGUUGUCACCUGAGAAGAAAGUCUGUUUGGUCCUCUGUCUGUGCUACCAGAACAAGCGUCAGGAAGCACUAAAAGUAAUGGAAACGUUACGAAGGUCCCAGGUUUAUACAGUUCUUCGGGAUAAUUGGUCGCAGCUACUAUUUGAUAACUUUCAAUCGGAAAACUAUCGAAAGUGUUCAUUCUCGGACCUCACUGAAGCCAUUUUGUUUGUGACUGAAUGUACAGAGAUUAUCGAAGCAGUUGCUGAUGUGAUCAUACGUAUCCUUAUUGUUACGCAUAGUAUCGACCUCAAUUUAAUCAUCAAACUGUUUAUGAAUUAUUUUGCCAUGAACGUUGGAUGUCCUGGAUACAGAACCUCUCAAAAGAUUUUAGAAAUCGUUUUACAAGCAUAUUUUUACGACUACUACAAAUAUAAUAGUCGCAUAAUGUUGGUCAGUGGAGCAGGACAAGGAGGUAGUGCAACUGAUGUGAUGCAGACUGAUCUGCAGUCUCAGCUUAACUUAUUCAGCACAGAUAGAGGUCAAUAUAGGCCGAAUACGAUUGUUUACUCGAGCCGACAACGGCGGCAAAGCCUCCAGCUAUCAGAUAAUUCAUCGGCCAGCACCGUGGUUGAUUCAAAUUAUGAAGACCCGGAAUUCGAAGCAAUGAAGAUCCUGUUUCGUAUGUAUCUAGGUCUUUUGAAGCAGUCCACCACAGAAAGGAGUGGUGUGGUUAAGAAGCCUCCACAUUGCAGGUGGAAUGGAUUGGACGUGUCGACAAUACUGCCAGACGUGAAUGGCUUUCGGUUAGCCUUUAUUGACUAUCUAUACCAUAAUACAGCCCUGAUUAAAACUACUCAUGCAAAAUUUGAUACACAUACAUUAACCAAUCAGCAACUUCAAAUGCAACUUGCACCGAUCCUUCCUGACUAUGAUGCAAUUGGUUCUGGGGGUGUUGAUUGUAGAAGCGGCGGUAGCGGUGGAAAUGAUGAGGAAGAAGGUGCGAAUGAAUACUGGCAGCUACAAACCGAUAGUAGUAAUUCUUUUCAUCGGCCUAUUGUGUUCUUCGAACGCCGCGAGAACUAUUUGAAUAAAAUGCCGCCGCUUUGUUUGAAAACAGACGUGAACGGUGUACCUUUUUCAAAUGAUUGGGAUGAGACUAGUUCAAUUGUUAUAAAAAUUCAGUCACUUUUAAAUAGUGGAAAGUUGGGUAGUUCGCUUAUCGACGACAUCAUAGCGUUCAUCAACUCUAAUCCGAAUGUAAUUGGAGUGGAUAGCCUUUUAACUAUACUUUUGCCAAAAUCCGAGGGUAUUGAACUGCUGAUACAUACAAAUCCACAGUAUUUGCUUGAUUAUGCCAAGGUUCGUCUGGUGUCACCUAAUCAAUGGCAGAUCCUUUUCAAAAAGAUACUGAGAAGAAAACGUGAGUUGAACGCCGAAACUCAUCAGGCAGCGAUCGAAUUGUAUGAUAGAGUCAUGGAAGAUAUUCUCCGACAUUUGGUCGCUACUAAACCGUUGGAUGAAUUCCUUGAAUGCAUUCCUGAAAACGAAAUAAAUCGGAAUGAGUACAAAAUCAAUACCUCAACCAAUAGUAAUUCCAAUAAUUCGUUAUCAUUUAACGAUGAGAACAAUGACGAGGCUAAUACUAAAGAUAAUAGCUUCUGGAAGCUAGGAAAGUAUCGUGCACAAACACAAGAUGGUGUCGAUGAGAUGAAUCCAUUUGAAUUGAUCAUGCGGGAAGCGGUUGUGAAGCAACGUAGUGAUGCGCUCGACGCUAUGAUACAAUCCAGUGGACGGCAGCUUAAUGAUGCCGUUAAUAAUUUUCAGUUGAACUUUAAUUGAAAGUAGUUCAUACGCGAGAAUGGUGGGUUCGGCAAUUAAUUCCUCUGUACGUUAAGACGAGAAAAUAAUAGCAGUUCUUUGAAAGUCUUCUCCAUCUCCAAAUCCCCUUUCUCACUCAGAUUGUUUAAGGGUUAUCUAUCACAAUUGACACCUCCGAGGUUACGGGAGUCAGUAGAACAGUAAAUAUAAAAAAAAAUAACCUGAAGAUUAUUUAUCUACACAUUUUAGUAUAAUUUUACAUAAAUAAUAUAUUUAGAGUCAAAGAUAUCUUUGCUAAGCAAAAUACUAGACAAAAUUUGAAUUUAAAUUCUACAGUUUCGUGUCAGACGUUUACGUGAGAACGCAAUAUAAAACAAGAAAAAAACAAGUAGUGAAAAUUGAAAGCAAAAGUUGAACUUUUAGAAAAAUUAUAGAAAAUUCUUCUCGUGAAAUAUUUAUUUUAUUAGUCAAAUUAUUAUCAUUAAAACAUGUCGAAACAAAGCACCGGAAAAUUUUCAAUGAAAAUAGAAAUCUGAGUUCCGUCGUUUUCCAGUCUUUCCGAACCAUUAUCUGUUUUUCCUGUAUUUAUAUAAUAAUAUAUAGGUUCCAUUAUGGUCAAUAGUAAAGGAAGCGAAAACAUAAACAUAUUCAAUAUAAAAAUAUCAAAAUCACAAUUAAUAGAAAAACAAUUAUCAGAAAUACAAUUUAAAAAAUAACUGCUCUCGUUAUAAAUUUGCACAUCUGUAGAUAAAUGCGUUAAGUUAGGCAUUGGGACUAUUUCAUUUAGGAAUAGCCCUAGAAUGCAUUUUAUAUGUAUGUAGCUAUUUCAUUGUUUAACGUUAUUUUGGUUCACUUAUUUUGUUAUUUAUUUCAUUUUUGUAUUUUUAAAUUAUAUUUAGUCAAUUAUGAAUUCCAACGCAACAGCCCUUUGUGGAUCUCACUUGUUUUCCUCGAUUUCGCUUCAUAUAUAUGCCAAAAAGAGACAAUGGGAACAUUUGUGUCAAAUUAGGAGGUAACAAAACCGAAAAAUUCACAACAACAAAAUCAUGAAAAGGAUAUAAGAAAUCGGGAAAAAAAUGUGUCAUUUCUAAAAGAAAAGUGCAAAGUGACACACAAAACCGUAUUUCAUUUGAUAUUAUACCAAUUUAGUAGUAAAUUUUAUAUUGUGCCUUUAAGUACUUCCAUAAACUUAAAAUUAAAAAAAAAAAAACUAUCAAACUAGUAAAAAGCAAGACGGACAAAAGAUCAUCAGCAAAACCAAAUCGAAUAUUUGACAUCAAUUCCAGUUAAAAGCAUCGAGAAAAUGUAUUUAUUUUACAAUAUUAUUCAUAUUAUUUAAAUA